This is a messenger RNA of Hipposideros armiger (great roundleaf bat), 1236 nucleotides long. RefSeq names its product C4b-binding protein alpha chain-like. The record is from RefSeq and is a predicted model, not a curated record. Bases 728 to 1165 code for a protein of 145 amino acids. The transcript has 6 exons. NCBI's taxonomy places the organism in Eukaryota, Metazoa, Chordata, Mammalia, Chiroptera, Hipposideridae.
GUUCGUGAAUAAGAUACUUUCAGAUGAAAAACUAUAUAUGAAUGGAGACUGUGGACUGAGCUGCCAUUUUGUAAUGAAGGAAGCAAAAGGUCAGAAAAAGAACAUGGUUUUCCAAAAAUUCCUCUGAUCCACAAAUAAUCCUAGACGAAUCACGUGUACAUCCAGAAAAAACUCACUGCGUGCGCCGCCUGAACAGUGAUGAAGUCUUGCGCGUUACAAUAGUAAAUAUGUACAGAGCCCCGGAGAACUCUCACAUCAAGCCUCACACUCUUCUGCCCAAGAAGGGGGCCUUAUCAGCUUGCCCUGACAGAUCUGCGCUCAGCAUCUGGUCUUCUCGCCGCUUCCCCUGCCCCUCCCCUUUAGUGACACAGUGCUGGGACUUUGCCAAGGCUGUUCCUUGGCUUAUACACCAUUUCAACCGUUACUUAAAAAACUUUUCUUCGUCUUGAUUCAAGGGGUCUGAGAACGCUGAGCCCCAGCGGGCACCUCUGAGACCUUGCACCAUGCCCCUCAAGGUGCAGAGCACUGUCUCAGCACUCUGCCUCUUUGGGGUCUUGACCCUACUGCUGUGCCCUUCUGGCCAGUGUGAGGUCUUCCUCCCACCUCAGGUGGUCCUUUUGGACUGACCUGAAGAUGACUUCACAAUGGCUGUCUUUCUCAAUGCAGGUCAUUUAUAAUCCAUGAUUGCAGAAUAUUUCCUAGCAUUGCCCAUGGAUCUCAUCAAGACAUGAGUUCAUUUUUAUCCUUUACAACUGUGGUGCACUAUGAAUGUGAUGAAGGGUAUGUUUUGGUUGGAGAACCUCAAAUCACCUGCAGAAAUUCACAAUGGUCAUCUCCAGCCCCUCAAUGUAAAGCUCUGUGUCUGAAACCAGAGAUAGAAAAUGGAAAACUGUCUGUGGAUAAGAAUCAAUAUGUUGAGUCUGAAAAUGUCACAAUCCGCUGUAACUCUGGCUAUGUCGUGGUCAGCUCUCAAAAUAUCACCUGCUCAGAGAACAAAACCUGGUACCCAGAGGUGUCCAAGUGUGAGUGGGAAGUCCAUAACGGCUGUGAGCAAGUGCUAACAGGCAGUCAACUCCUGCAGUGUCUCCCAAACCCCGAGGAUGUGAAAAUGGCCCUGGAGGUGUAUAAACUGUCUCUGGAGAUUAAACAACUCAAACAAGAGUAAGACUUCAAGAGGAACACCAGUUAGAAGUCGGUACAUUCAUUUCCCUUCUCUCAUACCUAUCCCCGCAAAAA